UUUAAUGACUGCAUUUAUUGUUAUCACUAAUUACACACAAAAUGGAAUUUUAAAUUAACGAGAAUAUAAUGCAUACACAUAAGAGCAUAAAAACAAUCUACUAUCAGCAAGGAUGUUAUUUGAAAAAUUAUGGGGAAAACUUUUUCUGCUAAAUUUUCAUAUGACACUGUUGUCAUUGGUUUUAAACUUAGCAUGGAGGGUUGACAAUUGGAUUCAAAGUAACAUUGACUCGACAAAGUGGUAUGAAGUUGAUCAAUCGUCAAAAACCUUUUUUACGAUCUCAACAACACUGCCUGCUACGUACUGCUUGCUAAUGAUAGAUUUGGAAAUAUUAGGGGUUAUGUCCGUUCAAAGUAAAAUAAAUUGGCAAAAAUGGAUGACAAUACUUUCGCUCUUGUUCGCUGUGACAUUAUUUGCAGCAUCAGUUGGUGUCUUCCAAAACGCGAGUGCAUUGAAUGACCCACCUUUAUAUUGCGAUAAAAGAGUAAAGUGUACGCAUCUUACAUGUGUUGGGGUGUGUGGAAUUGUUUCCGCUUUUGGUCUUUUGCUUGCCUCGUUUACCCAUCUUAAAGAAGCUCGAAAUAACAGAACAACUUACCAGUAAUUGAGAAACGAUGAUAAGUGCUUUGAUAACAGAAUAUUAAAACUUAAGGAAAAAGUCAACAAAGGCAGCACCUUUCAAAGAAAUGAGACCGAAAUCUUGUAAACACUUCCAAAUUUAUUCUACACCUUGUAUUUUGUUAAGUCUAAUAAAUAUGAAAAAUUUCCCCUGCA
Messenger RNA from Hydractinia symbiolongicarpus, 774 nucleotides. RefSeq lists its product as uncharacterized. The coding region runs from base 113 to 604 and encodes 163 amino acids. NCBI's taxonomy places the organism in Eukaryota, Metazoa, Cnidaria, Hydrozoa, Anthoathecata, Hydractiniidae. The transcript is spliced from 4 exons. The record is from RefSeq and is a predicted model, not a curated record.